UUAAAUUCAAAUAAUUAAUAAAGUUAAAUAAUUUUAUAGCUUAAUAGUAUAAUAUUUAAAAAAAUACAUGUUAUAAAGAUCAAAUUCUGAUGCAAACAGACACAAUGAUAGACAUAACAAAUGGUUCUUUUAAUCUGCCAAUACCGGAUAUAAGAGAAGAUGUGUUGUUUCAGCAUUCACAUAAACAGGCUCGACGUGAUGAUACCAAUCGGUUACGCCCACCAAAACUAAAUAAACGAUAUUAUCACGACAACAACUUUAAUCGAAGUCAUUCCAGUAGUCCUGCAGCUGCAUUUGCAAUUUCAUUUCGUGGAAGUGCAGAUAAUAUAUCAGAGGCUGAGACAGUUCCACUCAAUUCCUCAAUGGAUGCCUCAAAAAAUCAAACAUAUUUUGAACAAUCUUUUACAUGUAUAUCAAAGAUUGGCGAAGGCUCAUUUGGGGAAGUGUUUAAGGUAAAAUCCAAAGAAGAUGGGUGCAUGUAUGCUGUGAAAAUGUCGAAACAAAUGUUUCGUAGUGAGACAUAUAGGCAAGAACGGUUAGAAGAGGUUCGGCGGUAUGAACAGUUUUCAGGGCAUGCAAACUGUUUACGUUUUUAUCGAGCAUGGGAACAAUGUGAUCGUCUUUAUAUGCAAAUGGAACUUUGUCAAGAAAGUUUAGAGCACUAUUUAGAAAGAAAGAAAGAAAUACCAGAAGAAAAGAUUUGGUCAAUAUUAUUGGACUUGCUUCUUGCACUAAAAAGCUUGCAUGAUCGAAAUCUAAUUCAUUUAGAUAUAAAACUGGAUAAUGUGCUUAUUGGUGAUGAUGAUAGCUGCAAGCUUGCUGACUUUGGUUUAGUUAUAGAUGUUGAUAAAGCAAAUCGUCAUGAAGCAACUGAAGGAGACUCUAGGUACAUGGCACCAGAAAUAAUGCAGGGUGUCUUUUCGAAAGCAGCAGAUAUAUUUAGUUUAGGGGUUACAAUGUUGGAGUUAUCUUGCAAUUUAGAAUUACCUUCAAAUGGGCAACUUUGGCAGCAACUACGAAAAGGCUUAUUACCUGAAAGUUUUAUAAAAGAUAUAUCUUUAGAUUUGCAACAAAUUAUAAAACAAAUGAUGACACCAGAUCACGAAACAAGGCCAACAGUAGAUGCGUUGCUUACACAUGAAAAACUAAGACGUCUUAAAGUUCAAAGAGAUCGUUGGGAGUUUCUUAGGCAAUCUAAGCAAAGCAUUCGGAAGUACAGCCAUACUAUAUUAUCUAAACUGUGCAAUUUAAAAACUUUAUUUGUUCGAUUUUUCAUGUGUAUUUUUAGUGGAAUUAAUAAUUCAAUGAAUGAUCAGAAUGCAAGACAUACAGAAAAGGAAGUUGAGGAACAUCAUAAUAUACCAAUAAUAUGUACUCAUGUAACUUCAUCAACGCCAACGGUUAGCAAAAUACCAACACCUGGGUUUUUAUGUGAUGAUAACUCCAUGGAUUUUUGUCAAAGUUAUACACCAUCACAUUUUGCAAAUGGUAAAGUUAUAAACUCAACACCAGUGAAUCUAAAUUGUAGUGCUCUUCGACCGCGUAAGGAAUUAGAGAAAACUGUAUUUAGAACGUUGCAAUUUAAAGAACCAUUACCAGAAGAUCAAUCAAAUAAGUUAUCAAGUUUAGACGAUAUCGAGACACGUUGUUUAUCCCUUGUACGACAGCGUUUAGAAUUAUCGUCUUUACGGGGAAAACUUUUCUCAGAAGAUGAAUCAGAUUAAAUAGUUUGAAAUGGGCAUUGCAUUAAUUAAUUAAUUUUAUUUUUUCAAAUAAGUGUAAAUGAUUUAUUUUUAUUUCUUCUUAAACUGCAUUGAGUUCAACUUCUAAGUUUCUAAAACGUAAUUUUCCUUCUUUAUAUUAGAAAUUCAAUAAAUUAAAUUAUGAUACACUAGUGGUUUAUCAUAAAUAUAUUUACG
Molecule: messenger RNA, 1919 nt
Organism: Teleopsis dalmanni
Lineage: Eukaryota; Metazoa; Arthropoda; Insecta; Diptera; Diopsidae
Product: membrane-associated tyrosine- and threonine-specific cdc2-inhibitory kinase
Exons: 6
Coding region: 90-1724 (544 amino acids)
Biological process (GO): protein phosphorylation
Molecular function (GO): protein kinase activity; ATP binding
Source: RefSeq, a predicted model, not a curated record